AUGCUUGCAUCGCUGAUCUAUGGCAUGCCCAACCUCAAUUGGGCAGAGCCGAAGGAUCACACCGAGCUGUUCUCAGGUUGCGCAUCGGUCACCCGGGGCGAAAUGCAGGAAGGGCGAUCGGUCUUUGCUUAUGACAUCGUGUACAACAGCGAGUUCAUGGAUAUCAUGACGCCCCAGGGAUUCGCUCUGGCCAUUUACGCUGUUCUGAACACAAAGAGAGCUGCAUCAGGACAUGGUGAGAUCCUGGACGAGUUGGACAAGUUCAAGCCACUCCGAACGCCCGUCCGCGAGAAACACGAGUUGGUUGAAAAGUAUGUGGAUGGGAAGGGAAAGUCCAGAAUUAAGGGCUCUUCCAACUUGAAGUCUUCGCAAGCGUAUCCAUUGCAGCUCUUUGCCUUGUUUGGGCGUGCCCUAGCGCGACUCAGAACGAGGCGCAUGAAGGACAUCAAGAAGACGUCCAAGGCCUUUGUGAAGCAAUCGCCUCAGUCAGUGGCAAAGAAGCGGACUGGCUCUCUUUCCGUGUGGAUUGACAUGGCCAACCUCCAGCCAGUUUUUGACUACCUGAGCUAA
Molecule: messenger RNA, 570 nt
Organism: Durusdinium trenchii
Lineage: Eukaryota; Dinophyceae; Suessiales; Symbiodiniaceae
Source: the annotation of a GenBank genome assembly